This is a messenger RNA of Thyridium curvatum, 2880 nucleotides long. RefSeq lists its product as uncharacterized. The transcript has 9 exons. Gene Ontology annotation, molecular function: ATP binding; nucleic acid binding; alanine-tRNA ligase activity. Gene Ontology annotation, biological process: tRNA modification; alanyl-tRNA aminoacylation. Lineage: Eukaryota; Fungi; Ascomycota; Sordariomycetes; Thyridiales; Thyridiaceae. The record is from RefSeq and is a predicted model, not a curated record. Bases 1 to 2880 code for a protein of 959 amino acids. Gene Ontology annotation, cellular component: mitochondrion; cytoplasm.
AUGGUCGAGGGUCAGUGGACGGGCCUGAAGGUCCGCCAGACCUUUUUCGACUUUUUCGAGAAGCACCAGCACAAGAUUGUGCCGUCCUCGUCCGUCGUCCCGCACAAUGACCCCACCCUGCUCUUCACGAACGCGGGCAUGAACCAGUUCAAGCCCAUCUUCCUCGGAACGAUUCGCAAGAGUGAUCCUCUAUACGGGGUGAAGCGCGCUGCUGAUUCGCAAAAGUGCAUUCGUGCUGGUGGCAAACACAACGACCUCGACGAUGUCGGCAAGGACAGCUAUCACCAUACUUUUUUUGAGAUGCUGGGUAACUGGUCCUUUGGCGACUACUUCAAGAAGGAGGCCGUUGAGAUGGCGUGGACCCUCCUGACCAAGGUUUACGGCCUCGACCCCAAGCGACUCUACGUCACCUACUUCGAGGGUGAUGCUAGCAUGAAUCUGGAGGCCGACCUCGAGGCCAAGGAGCUUUGGCGAGCAAUCGGUGUACCGGACGACCACAUCCUGCCUGGAAACAUGAAGGACAACUUCUGGGAGAUGGGUGAUCAGGGCCCUUGCGGUCCCUGCAGCGAGAUUCACUAUGACAAGGUUGGCGGUCGCAAUGCUGCCCACCUUGUCAACCAGGAUGACCCUCUUGUGGUUGAGGUGUGGAACCUCGUUUUCAUGCAAUUCGAUCGUCAGGCAGACAAAUCUCUCAAGUCGCUUCCUGCAAAGCACAUCGACACGGGCAUGGGCUUUGAGAGAUUAGUCAGCGCUCUUCAAGACAAGCAGUCCAACUAUGCUACGGACAUUUUCUCGCCCCUCUUCACGAGGAUACAAGAGGUCACUGGUGCUCGCCCUUACACCGACAAGUACGGCAAGGAUGAUGCCGAUGGCAUCGACACUGCUUACCGUGUCAUUGCCGAUCACAUUCGGCUGCUGAGUUUCUCGAUUGCUGAUGGUGCGGUGCCUAACAACGAAGGCCGAGGUUAUGUCGUCCGCCGCGUUCUGCGACGUGGUGUCCGGUAUGCCCGCAAGUACUUCAAUGCCGAGAUUGGAACCUUCUUUUCCAAGAUCCUCCCGGCUCUCGUCGAGCAGAUGGGCGAGCAGUUCCCCGAGCUCGCCAAGAAGCAGGUGGACAUCAAGGAGAUUCUCGACGAGGAAGAGGAGGCGUUCGAGCGGACUCUCGACCGAGGCGAGAAGCAAUUUGAGAAGUAUGCUGCCGUGGCUGCUAAGAGCAACAACGGCAAGCUGUCCGGAUCAGAUGUGUGGAGGUUAUACGACACGUUUGGCUUCCCCGUGGACCUGACCAAGAUUAUGGCAGAAGAGCGCAAUCUGACUAUCGACGAGGCCGAAGUCGCAGUGGCUCAGGAGAAGGCUCGGGAGGCCAGCAAAUCUGUCAAGGAGUCCGUGCAGACUUUUGCCAAGCUCAAUGUCCACCAGAUCUCCGAGCUCGAGAACGAUUUGAAGGUCCCGCGACCCGACUCCGAGGCCAAAUACAUCAGGGGCGACUCUACUGGCAAGGUUCAGCUGAUCUACACUGGCACCGAGUUUGUCAAGACCAGCAAGGACAUCCCUCUCAAAACGCCUGUUGGUGUUCUUCUGGACAAGACGAACUUCUACGCCGAGUCAGGUGGUCAGGUCGCUGACACGGGCCGUCUCAUCAUUGACGACGUCGCCGAGUUCAAGGUUCUUGACUGCCAAGAGUUUGGAGGUUACAUAGUCCACAACGGCUACUUUGAGUACGGCCAGUUGGCUGCUGGUGACGAGGUCAUCUGUGAGUACGAUGAGCUCAGGAGGCAGCCUAUUCGCAACAACCACACGGGCACCCACGUUCUUAACCAUUCCCUGCGGGAGGUGCUGGGCGACGACGUGAACCAGAAGGGCUCCCUGGUCGACCAGGACAAGCUCAGGUUCGACUUUUCCCACAAGGCGGCUGUGACCAUCCCGGAGCUCAAGAAGAUUGAGGACAUGUCCAACGCUUACAUCAAGCAAAAUUGCAAGGUCUUCUACAAGGAUGUCGAGCUCGAGCUCGCAAGGCAGAUCGAGGGUGUCCGUGCGGUCUUCGGCGAGACCUACCCGGACCCUGUCCGAGUUGUGUCGAUCGGUAUCGAGGUCGACAUGCUGCUGGAGAAGCCCAAGAACCAUGAGUGGCGCAAGGUCUCUGUCGAGUUCUGCGGAGGCACUCACGUGGAACAGACCGGCCAGAUCAAGGACCUCGUCAUCGUGGAGGAGGGUGGUAUCGCCAAGGGAAUUCGUCGUAUUGUCGCUUACACCGGCGAGGCUGCACACCAAGUGCAGCGCGAAGCCAACCUCUUCUCGGAGCGCCUCGAUGCCCUUGACAAGCUGCCCUUUGGUCCGGAGAAGGAAGCCCUGAUCAAGACGACCGCUCACGAGCUCAACCAGCUCACCAUCUCGACGCUGACCAAGGAAGAGCUGCGCAUCCGCUUCGCAAAGAUCCAGAAGGAUGUCGUCGACGAGCUGAAGAAGAGGCAAAAGGCCGAGCUCAAGGUCUCCGUGUCGACUGUCCAAGAGUUCUUCGCUAAGCCCGAGAACAAGGACGCCAACGUCUUUGUCGGCCGUCUGCCCGUCUCGGCCAACGCAAAGGCCAUCUCCGAGGUCAUUAACCAUUACAAGUCCAAGGGCAAGGACAAGUCAGUAUAUGUCUUUGGUGGUAACCCCGACGAGGGCGUCGUCCAUGGUGUCUACGUCGGAACUGACCUCGCGUCAAAGGGCAUCACUGCCGAGGAGUGGACUGGUCGCGUUAGCGAGAUCAUCGGAGGCAAGGCUGGCGGCAAGGAGCCCUCCCGCCAGGGCGCGGGCACCAAGCCCGAGAAGCUGGAGGAGGGCUUGGCCGUCGCCGAGAAGUUCCUCGCGGACAAGCUCGCAGCACUCAAGAUCUAG